Molecule: messenger RNA, 4874 nt
Organism: Patella vulgata (common limpet)
Lineage: Eukaryota; Metazoa; Mollusca; Gastropoda; Patellidae
Product: E3 ubiquitin-protein ligase SMURF2
Exons: 17
Coding region: 109-2415 (768 amino acids)
Biological process (GO): ubiquitin-dependent protein catabolic process; negative regulation of BMP signaling pathway
Molecular function (GO): protein binding; ubiquitin protein ligase activity
Source: RefSeq, a predicted model, not a curated record
GCAUUUAUAUGCCCACAAAAACCCACACAGUGGAUUGAAUCACUGCUGAGGGCUAUGAUGAUAAUACCAUAAUAAAAAGGAUGUCAAAAUAUUGUUUUAUACGGAAUAAUGGCUAGUGAGGGGCCAAGAAGAAACGGGCCUAUGAAAAUACGUUUAACAGUAUUAUGUGCCAAGAAUUUAGCCAAAAAAGAUUUUUUUCGUUUACCUGAUCCAUUUGCUAAAAUAAGUGUAGAUGGCUCAGGACAAUGUCACUCAACAGAAACCUGUAGAAAUACUCUUGAUCCUAAAUGGAAUCAGCAUUAUGACUUAUAUAUAGGAUUUAAAGACUCAAUAACUAUCAGUGUAUGGAAUCAUAAAAAAAUCUAUAAAAAACAAGGUGCUGGAUUUUUAGGAUGUGUACGGAUAAUGUCCAAUGCUAUUCAACAAUUGAAAGAUACUGGAUUUCAACGAUUGGAUUUACAACGACAGAAUUCGGAUGACAGUGAUGCAAUCCGUGGACAAAUUGUGAUAAGUCUGAUAUCACGGGAUCGAGGUGGUGCCGGACCAUCAGUUACUGAUAGUACUGUAAUUACUCCUGCAAUACCAUGUGAUCCUAAUGAACUACCUGAAGGGUGGGAAGAGAGACAUACAGCUAAUGGGAGAGUACAUUAUGUUAAUCAUAUAACUAGAAGCACACAAUGGGAACGACCUACAAGACCUGCUAGUGAAUCAGUACGUCCUGUUAGUGUUGUUAGUCCAGUGACUAGAGAAAGUCAUAUCUUUCCUUCUCCACCACCUCCUUCCUCCUCCUCCUCCUCCUCGGAUAAUAAUACAACCAGUACUACAUCUAUACAACCACCCGAUCCUAGUAAUAAUAAUAAUAAUAACACACAAGGCAGCACUGUACAUUUCAUACGUAGAAGAUCAGCACGACAUCGUAAUUAUUUAAGUCGAGCUCAACUGCAUAAUGAAGCUACUUUACCAGAUGGUUAUGAACAAAGAACAACACAACAAGGUCAAAUAUAUUUCUUACAUACUCAAACUGGCGUCAGUACAUGGCAUGAUCCAAGAAUACCCAGAGAUAUUUCGAACCUACAGUUAAGAGAGGAUGAUUUAGGACCUCUUCCACAGGGCUGGGAACCUCGAGUAACUGGUACAGGGCGUGUUUAUUAUGUUGAUCAUCAUUCUAGAACAACACAGUUUACAGAUCCCAGACUCUCCAUUAAUAUUCGCCUUAUCCAAGAAAAAUUAAAAAAUAAAGAAAAUGAACCCUUGCCUAAAUAUAAACGAGAUCUUGUUCAAAAAAUCAAAUUGUUACGAAGUGAAUUACAAGCAUUAGCACCACCUGCUGGUCACUGUAGAUUAGAAGUGUCGAGAGAAGAAAUCUUUGAGGAUUCAUAUCGCAUAGUGAUGAAAAUAAAAGCCAAAGAUUUAAGAAAACGUUUAAUGGUGAAGUUUCGAGGAGAAGAAGGUUUGGAUUAUGGUGGUGUAGCUAGAGAAUGGUUUUAUCUUUUAUCACAUGAAAUGUUGAAUCCUUACUAUGGUCUGUUUCAAUAUUCUAGAGAUGAUAAUUAUACUCUUCAAAUCAACCCAGACUCUGGCAUCAAUCCAGACCAUUUAUCAUAUUUACACUUUGUUGGUCGUGUGAUAGGUAUGGCUAUAUUUCAUGGUCACUAUUUAGAUGGUGGUUUUACUAUGCCCUUUUAUAAACAGUUAUUAUCUAAACCUGUAACAAUAGAUGAUCUAGAAAGUGUUGAUCCUCAUUUACAUAGAAGUUUAAACUGGAUUCUGGAGAACGAUAUUGAAGAUGUUUUAGAUCAUACUUUUUCGGUAGAACAUAGUUCUUUUGGUCAAGUACAAGAAUAUGAGCUGAAACCUGGUGGUAAAAAUUUGCCUUUAACUGAAGAAAAUAAAAAAGAAUAUGUAAAAUUAUAUGUACAAUGGAGAUUUUUGCAAGGUAUUGAUGCCCAGUUUUCAGCAUUACAGAAAGGAUUUAAUGAAAUCAUUCCACAACAUUUAUUAAUGCCUUUUGAUGAAAGAGAAUUAGAGUUAAUGAUUGGUGGUUUAGGUAAAAUAGAUAUAAAUGAUUGGAAGAAACAUACACGGCUUAAGCAUUGUACAGGAGAUAGUAAUAUUACUAAAUGGUUUUGGCGAGCUGUAGAAAGUUAUAGUGAUGAAAUGAGAGCACGACUUCUACAGUUCGUUACUGGUAGUUCACGAGUCCCAUUACAAGGUUUUAAAGCAUUGCAAGGUUCAACAGGAGCAGCUGGUCCACGGUUAUUUACCAUACAUCAAGUUGAUAUUAAUACAGCUAACCUUCCUAAAGCACAUACCUGUUUUAAUAGAAUUGACAUCCCUCCAUAUGAAAGUUAUGAGAAGUUUUAUAGUAAACUAACGUGUGCUGUUGAAGAGACGUGUGGUUUUGCUGUGGAGUGAGGAAGGGAGAUAACUCUUUCUAUUUAAUCCAACUUCUGAAGACAACAGGGAUCUCUGCAAACAAUUUGUGAGAAACAAAUUGAUAACAUUCAAAUGUUGGCUAGGAUUCCUAAAGGUUAUUUUGACUACUGUUGCAAGAUUUGAAAUUGUUGACUGUAAAUGGAUAGCCUAAUUGAACUUUGUGAGUGACAGAUGUUAAUCUGUGUAGAGCUGGGAACUUUUCGUACAUAAUUUGUACAAUGUACCAUCCAUUAUAUUUUUUGUAUAGAUAUUUAAUAUUUGUAUAUGAUAAAAAGCCUGUUUUACCUACUGAUAUAUAAUAUGUACAUAGAUUGUAAUACUUGUCAUUGUUUUUAUCAUAUAUAUCACUUUAUCAUUUAUUUACAUACUCAACCACCUUUAUUAUUGUACAACAAACCUUGGAUAUGUUUGUCUCUAGGUCACUUUUCAUUAUUUCAAUAUUAUUAAAUAUCUAAUCAAAUUCAUUGUGAAUUUAUUAUUUGUAAUAAAAACAUGAUUUUUUAAACACAUUCACAAAAACAUAAUGAAUUGUAAAUGAAUUUUUUUUUUCAAUUAAUUCAAUAUUAUGAAUUGUAAAUUAAUUAUUUUUUUUUGUGAAAAUGGAUAUUUAAUAUUCAAUUUGGACAUUUUAGAGUCCUUGAUGUAGUAAAUAAAUAUUUUUUGUUUGUGUAUGUGUAACAGUAUAAAUGGCAUCAUCAGAUUGAAUUGUAUGGAAGAGGAGUACUUGGUUAAUCAUUUGGUUUUAUAUUUAAACUAACCUAUUGUAUUUGUAUGUACUAUAAGGAAUUUAGCAGUUUGUUUUUAGCCUGGGGUUAGGUAUUUUAAACCUGUAACUUGUUGAUUGAUACUGAUAGUAUAAAUGAAUGUCUUUUAAACACAGAUAUUGAGCUGGUAUUAUUUUAUCUCUGUUUGCUAUACAUAUUUUUUUAAUAGGAAUUAAAUGAUAAAUAUGGAAUGAAAAUUGUACUGUUUGGUGUAUGUUUAUAUUUGUCAUAAUACUAUCUAGUAUUUAGUAAAUUGAUCUCAGGUUAUAUAAAGCCAUGAUCAUAUUAUCAAUUAACAGUCCCCUACUAACAUGAUGGCAGCCAUUUAUUUUAAUAUUAUGGGGCAACAGCUUCAAUUUUUCUUGUAGAAAGUGACCCCAAGUCAACCCAGAUUAUACAAUGUUUGAAAAAAAGAAAAUUGGCAAAUUAUAUGAACCCCCAAACUUUAGCACUCACUGGUUAAUACCAGCACAAAUAUAUGAAGCUUGGUUUGGGUUUUAAACCUAGCAGCCAUUUAGAUGGAGUUUUAUGUUCUAAUAUUUAAAUUAAAGAUAUUAAAGACUACAUUAACAUACAAUUAAAAUAGAUUUAUUGAAGCUAUGAUGUUGAAUCUUUAAAUAUCAUAGCUUCAGUAAAUCAAGUUUAAACAAAAGUUAAUUGUUUACAAUGUUAUGGUUAUAUAUUUAUAGUGCUAAAUGUCAGUUCUUGAUCAUCUAAAAUACUUUACAAACAUCUUCAUUCUAUCAUCAAAACAUUUUUUUUACAAUAAAUUGAGCCCAUUUUUUUUUGGCUUGUACCAAUCCUAGGGGCAACUUCCAUCCACAUUUUUAUCAAUUUAAUUAUCUUCCUGUGUUUUUGUUGUUUCUUUCAGUUUUGGUACAUGUACUGUAAUUUGUUUUUAUUUAUAAAAAAAAAUAAUCAUAUUUGUAUCCAAUAUUUCUCAAUCUAUAUUCUCAAUGCAAGUCCAUGUUGUAUGCAAAACUGAAACCUGAACUGUGUGCAAUAUAUUGUUUUCUAUUACACUUAGGUUUUUAGUAGAGGUUUUUUAAUGCCAAUCUAUAAAUGAUGAAAAAAAGGUUGUUAGAGAAUUUCUACCGAUAUUUGUGAUAUGAUUACAAUUAGUGCCUUUUAUCAUUUUCUCCUUUAAACUUAGAAACACUACAUCUUAUCUGUGUAUUGAUAUUUGUCUUUAAUACUUUCUAAAACAGCCUGAAUAUAAAAUAGAUAGCGACUGUCUCUAUAUUAGUCUAUAUACAAUACAAAAUUUAACUGUCGUGUGGAUAUGUUUUAUAUAGGUAUUUUAAUUGGCGAACUAUAUUUAUAUCUGUAAAUUUACAAAAUUUCUACUCUUAUCCAUUAUUAGAAUCAUCUGUAUAAAAUCUAGCUAGUAGACAUUCUUAUUGAAAUAAAAUUCAGCUGUUUUUAUAGGCCUCUAUUUAUACUAGAUAUAUAAUCUGUACAGUUAUGUGAAUAAAUUCAUCAUUUAGUAAGGUAUAUUAUACAGAAAGCGGGUCUUAUUAAGUUAAUCUUUGUGCUCUUUCUUAGCUUUAAGCAUUCAUUGUCCUAUUUUUUAUAAAUAUAUAUAUAUGUGUGUAUUUAUUUUCUAAAUGAUUGCCUCCUCAAUUCUUGUAUAUUUCUCUCAUCAAAAAAUAAACAAUUGUCAAUGAAACAUAA